AUGAAAAAGAAAUAAGUCAAAUCAAAAUCUCCAACGCCUGUUAAAUAACAUCCUGCUAUAGAUACUCCAAGAUUCAAAGAAAAGGCAUCUUAAUUGUCUCAAAUGCCAUAAUCCCCUAAAAUCUAAUUAGACUCAGAGUACUUCUCUUUUGGUGGAAUGGAGCAACACAAAAAGUAAUCUAAAUCUGUGCAUGAAUUCAACAUCAAAGAAAAGAAACUUAAUAAUAGCUUUACUAAAGAUAAAAAAGUUAUCGACUCUAAACCAUCAAAAGUUUAGAUCUUUAAUAACAACUACCAAAUAAUUAACAUCAAUCAAAUAGAGAAGAAAGAAUCAAUUCGUUCCUUAUAAAGAUAAUUUCAAUAAAUUUUAGAGAACCAAGUACCAAAAAAGGCAGCUACUCCUGUAAAAUCGAAUCCAUCAAGCAGUCCUAUAUAAAUUACCACAUCUAAAACUUCAGCUUUCCCUUCAGCCAAUAAUUACUUCUAAAGAAUCAAAAAACCAGGUUAAUCCACUUUGUUAAGGAAAAAGUUUUGA
Paramecium pentaurelia is the source of this 534-nucleotide messenger RNA. The record is from the annotation of a GenBank genome assembly. Lineage: Eukaryota; Ciliophora; Oligohymenophorea; Peniculida; Parameciidae.